Molecule: messenger RNA, 6514 nt
Organism: Anarrhichthys ocellatus (wolf-eel)
Lineage: Eukaryota; Metazoa; Chordata; Actinopteri; Perciformes; Anarhichadidae
Gene: col16a1
Product: collagen, type XVI, alpha 1
Exons: 71
Coding region: 351-5180 (1609 amino acids)
Cellular component (GO): extracellular matrix
Source: RefSeq, a predicted model, not a curated record
AGGGAGAAACCAGAACGACACAGAGAAAGCAAAGGGAGAGUAGAGUAGGGAGAGAGGGAUUUAGGACUUGGAUUGUGCAGCAGUGGGAGAGAGAGAAAGGGGAGGGGGAAAAGUUGGACCCGGACGAUCUUGCCCUAACUUUUGUCUUCUUUCCUUUCUCCGUGGAAGAAGCCUCAGGAAAAUAAAUCGACGGGAGAACAAGCUGGAUUACAUUUGAAUUGCAUUAGCGUCGCCCCACAAGAUUUUUUUCCUGGAUACACGCACGCAUUUUUUUCCGGAUUAAUGUGGUCGCAAGUUUGUGGAUUUAUCAAUAGUUAAAGCUGGUGGCUGAGGUGAGGUGCUGUGAAACCAUGUGGCUUCUCUGGUCCUGUCUGACUCUGUUGGCGCUCAGCUUUGGCUCAUGUGACAUGCUGACAUCUGAGCAAGAUGAUCAAUGCCCAUCCUUGCAAGUGGAUGAGUGGAAGUUCCCUCAGACGGCCAGGCACAAUAUCACAGGUUUUAAUCUGGUGAGGCGAUUCUCACUGCUCAAGAGUAAAGAUGUCAAGAAGAUCCGCAACCCUCGAGGACCGGUCAUCCUACGCCUGGGCAAAGCUGCACUCCUACGCCCCACUGAGGAGGUGUUUCCUCAUGGCCUUCCUGAGGAGUUCACCCUGAUCUUCACUCUGGUGUUGAAGAAGGCCGCCCUGAGAGACACUAUCUACCUCUUCCAGAUAUCUGAUGAGCAGGGAUACCCCCAGCUCUCUGUAGACUUCAACGGCCUCGAUGGCACCCUGUCCCUUCGUGCCAGCGGCAUAGAGCCCGCAGCCGACCUGGUGAGCUGCAUUUUCACGGGGGAGGGGGUGGAGGCCCUGAUGGACUUGCGCUGGCACAAGGUGGCCCUCAGCGUGCAACACGAAGCCGCCUCCCUCCAAGUGGAUUGCAACUUCAUUGAGACCAAACCGCUGGAGCCCCGUGGAGUUUUGCCCACCGACGGACACACUUUGCUGGGCAUCCGGGCUUCAGAUGCUGGGCCUGUGCAGAUGGACAUUCAGCAGGUGAUGCUGUAUUGUGACCCCUCCCUCGCCGUUCAGGAGUCUUGCUGUGAUAUACCUGGAGCACGGUGCCCACCAGACGUUCCCAAGAGCCGCCGCGCUGCAGAGAAUGACCUGUCGGAUAACACGUUUAACCAGGAGAAUUUUGCAUCAAAGGAUCUGGCAGAGAAAUGUGCUGGUUGUUUACUCCUGAAUAGGGAAGAAAAUGUAGUUGCUGGCUUUAAAGGGGAAAAAGGCAACAAGGGUGAUGGCUGUUCUGGCUCCCAUUCAGGUCCAUGCACAGAGGGACCCAAGGGCCAGAAGGGAGAGAUAGGCGAGCCGGCACUGCCUGCCAACUGGGACGAAGCAGCAGGGUACAAGGGAGAAAAGGGUCAUAAGGGAGAUAUUGGUGGUCAGGGUCUCCCAGGCACUCCAGGGAAGAAUGGUCGAGGAGGGUCCAUCUGUGUUGUCGGCCCCAAGGGACAGAAGGGUACCCCAGGUUUGGUGGGUCCCGAGGGGUUGGCUGGGGAGCCAGGGAAGACCGGAUUUCCAGGCCCACCGGGAGUGGGAAAGCCAGGCCUGCCAGGCCCUCCUGGUGAAUCGGCUCAUGCAAAGGGGGACGAGGGAGAUACAGGACCUCAGGGAGACGACGGAUUGCCAGGAGAUCCAGGACCAAGAGGACCAACAGGGUUUAAAGGAGACAAGGGUGACUCAUGCGAAGUGUGCCCCGUGCUGCCUGCAGACAUGGGUAACACAGUGGCUCUGCAAGGGAAGUCAGGUCCUAAAGGAGAGCCUGGACUACCGGGGACAGGAGAGAGAGGACUGCCUGGGCUUCUGGGUACGGAUGGCAAGGCAGGACAGAAGGGCGAACCAGGAUCAGGGGGCUUCAAAGGAGAAAAGGGAGAGUCGUGUUCUGUGUGCCCAACUCUCGGAGAGUUACCCCCGAACCUCGUCCCCGGUGUCCUGACCCAAACCCUGCAGCAGAAGGGAGAGAGAGGAGAGCCUGGGAUUGGACAAAGAGGAGAACAAGGAGAGCCUGGAAAUGUAGGAUCACCUGGCCUUGGAGGAGAAAAGGGUAGCGCAGGCAGCAAAGGAGCUGAUGGUAAGACGGGAAAGCAUGGACCAAGAGGACCCGGUGGCAAGGAUGGACAGAGAGGCUCAAAGGGAGAGCAAGGGCUGCCAGGUCUUGGUCUCCCUGGCCUCAAGGGUGAGAAGGGCGAGUGUGGUCACUGCCAGCCGGCCGAGGUGGGUAGUGGACCAGCGGGCAUCAAAAUGCCUGAUGGAGCAAGUGUGGGCGAACCAGGCCUUCCAGGUCCACCCGGACCUCCAGGACUCGGAGCUGAUGGCAAACAGGGCUCAACAGGUCUUGCUGGUGCAAAAGGAGAAAAGGGUGAAGAAGGCGAUCGAGGAGAUAAAGGACUCGACGGAGCUUCUGGAGCCCCAGGACUGCCUGGAGAGCCUGGUCGGGACGGACUAAUGGGCUUGAGGGGAGCGAAGGGCGACGCUUGUACCAGCUGUCCUUCUACAGGCACUGCAGUGGGUGAUGGUGUAGCUGUGCAAGGCCCCAAAGGGGAGAGAGGAGACCCUGGUCCCACAAGGGAAGGGAAGCCUGGCAGAAAUGGAAAACCGGGUUUACCAGGUGUGCAGGGGCCUUAUGGUCCCAAAGGAAGCAAGGGAGAAGUUGGAGUUGCAGGAGUUGGACUUCCAGGACUACAAGGUGAAGAGGGACCAAGAGGGCUCCCAGGAGUUGUAGGACCUCCUGGAGCCAGAGGAUUAACUGGACCCGUUGGCCCUGCAGCGAACAAGGGCUCCAAAGGAGAAGCUGGGCCUCCAGGACCGCGUGGGCCUGAGGGCAUUGGAAUAACAGGCCCCCCGGGUAGAGAUGCAAUCCCUGGAUCUAACGGAUUACCGGGGGCUGACGGCAGACCGGGAUUUGAUGGAGCUACGGGGGACAAGGGUGAACCAGGAGAGUGCAACUGCAUACUACCUGUGCACACAGGCAUAGGCGGACCUGGAGCGCCAGGAACUCCAAUAAACACAUGGCAGCCCGGGCCUCAGGGCCCACCAGGACCUCCUGGCCCUCCUGGCCAACCUGGGCCUGAAGGUGUUAUUGGAACAGAAGGACUACAGGGUAUCCCUGGAAACGACGGGAUACAGGGGAAACCGGGUUUGCCUGGAUUAAUCAGGCACAUUGGACCACACCAGCUGCCUCAAGACUCUGCUGGAGGAGAGGGUGAUGAGGGCUGUAAAGAAGGGGACUGCUUCAAAGGAUUCCCAGGGGUGCAAGGCACAGCUGGUGCCAAGGGAGAAAAAGGAGACCAGGGCAAGCCCGGUGUAACCCCCUUGGACAGCUGUGACAAGUGUUUGGAGCGACUGCAGAGAGAGCAGGCGACACAACCAGUGGAUGACCGAGCGGGAAUGCCUGGAGUUCCAGGAACGCCUGGAUCCCCAGGAAUAAGAGGAGAGCCAGGUAUAUCAGGAGAAAGAGGCCACGCUGGAACACCAGGAAACAUGGGACCUCCCGGGUUCCAAGGUCCUCAGGGCCCAUCUGGUCCACCUGGUCAGAAUGGCGAGGCAGGGUCACCUGGCCUCCCAGGAACUAAGGGUGAGCAGGGCCCUUCGGGAACGUCCGGCUAUCCAGGAGCCAUGGGACCGCCUGGACUUCCUGGACUGAAGAGCGAACGUGGGAGCCCAGGAAGCAGUGGUCAGAAAGGGGAAUCGGGUGCUCCUGGUAACCCUGGGUACCAAGGACAGGCUGGCUCCCCGGGCAUUAAAGGAGACACGGGACCAGCUGGGCCUGUUGGUGCCAAAGCGGAUCAGGGUUUCCAAGGACAGCCAGGUUUCCCGGGACCACCAGGUGCACCAGGUAUUGCCGGGAAAACUGGAAGGGAAGGGGUCUCUGGGCUGAAAGGUGAAAAAGGCAAUGAUGGAACUCAAGGAUCUCAGGGACCAACUGGGCCCUCAGGCUCACCAGGCUCCCCUGGGCUGAUGGGUCCCCCCGGCAUUGAGGGGUUGGAUGGAAAAGAUGGAAAACCAGGGCUGCGGGGAGAGGCAGGCCCUCCAGGCCCAGCGGGACCACGAGGAAUCCCAGGAUUCAAAGGGAAAAGUGGCCAUGCUGGCUUCCCUGGACAGAAGGGUGAAGCUGGACCUUCAGGUCCAGCUGGACCACCAGGCAGAGUGGGACACGAGGGUGACCCUGGUAACCCAGGAGCUAUGGGGCGACCUGGACCCUCCGGCCACGUUGGUUCUACAGGUCCAGCUGGACCACCAGGACCUCCGGGUCCAUCAGGAGUGGGUGUAAAAGGAGACAAGGGCCAAGCUGGUGAGAGGGGUCUUCCUGGGAUGGGAGGAAUCCCAGGACCACCUGGGCACCCUGGCUCCAUGGGAGAACCAGGCAGCGAUGGUGCAGCUGGUAAAGAUGGAGCGGGCGGCCUACCAGGGGACAACGGGCAGUCAGGUCAAAAGGGUGAACCAGGGGCAGCAGGUCAGCGAGGUUCUCCAGGUGAAAGAGGUAGACCGGGGCCCCCCGGCGGUGGAGGUUACCACUCCAAGGAUGCACAGCCAAUGAUUGGCCCAGCCGGACCCAGAGGAGAGAGAGGAAGCCCAGGUUUAGAGGGCUCUCCGGGGGGCCCUGGACCUGCAGGCUCACCAGGAAAUGAAGCGGUUGUAAAUUAUGAUGAAGUCAAGAACUUCAUCCGCCAGCAGGUCAUCAAGAUCUUUGAUGAGAGAAUGGCCUACUACAUGUCGCGCAUGCAGAUGCCAGUAGAGGUAGCAUCUCCAGGUCGGCCUGGGGCCCCAGGGAAAGACGGAUCUUCGGGUAUUCCUGGGAACCCAGGUGCACCUGGACUCCCGGGACAGAUUGGCAGACAAGGACGAUCAGGAGGCCAAGGACCCCCUGGACCACAUGGACCACGUGGAGAAAAAGGAGAUAAGGGGGUUGGAGAGAUGGGAGAUGUAGGACCUCCAGGAGCAUCAGGUGUCCCAGGCCCCCAAGGCUAUGGUAAGAUGGGACCCCCGGGUCCUGUUGGCCAGCAGGGUGUUCCUGGGAUCUCAGGCUCUCCUGGGCAGCCUGGUUCAAAGGGACACGAUGGCCGGUGUAAUCCGGGAGACUGUAUGAGCCGUCAAGUAGAGUACAGCCCCAAGGGCCCACCUAUCAAGGGCCCCUGGUAGAGGUGAUAGAGUAGAAGGGCAGAGGGACUGAAGCAAAGAGACUUCGGAGAAGACAAGAAGCCAAAGUUAUUAAAUCUGACGACCAGAUGAAAUGCAGGAGUAACUUUGUUGUUGAAUUGUACAGAUUUUGACUGAAGUAAGCAAAAACCCCUAACAUCUUUCUAAGAGCCCUGCUGGAAAGAGGCCUGCAAAGAAAUACUAGCAGCACAUUUUUUUUGCAUCAUUGUCUUUUUGCCAUAUUGCCAAUCCAUUGCAAUAUUACUGUCUUAUUUUGGUCUUGCUUCUUUAUUCUCACUGUUUCACUCCUUUUGUACGCUUUCAAGCAACCGAGGGGAGGUGACAAGAAUCACAAUUUGUAUUUUUCUUUUAUUUUUUUUUUUUUUAUUCUCUUUGUAGGAUUCCAGUUAUUUUAGCACUUUGCUUGCACCUCUCAUAUCUUUGUUCUCUUCUCACACAAUCACAUUCAGAGUGCAUCACAUGCAUUCCUAACUUUAUGUCUUAGUGCUUGUGGUGUGUAAGAGAUUAUCCCCAAGAAAUGUAUUCCAGUUCUGUCGAAACAGAUGUCAAGAACUCACGUCCAUGCUCUUUUUUUGAUGAAUUGACUGUUUUGUAUAUAUUUAUAUUUAUAUAUUGUGGCUUUUUCUACUUUUUUAACAGAUUUGAUACAAGACAUACGCAUGGCUCGCCACCUAUUUCUGAUGGGUAUUAAGCAACAAAAAAGCCAAAGGGAUAUUUUUUUAUCUACGGUCUGUAAGCUUUUAAAAUCAAAAUAAUCUGUUCAGUUGAAGACAUAAUUAUUUAUCAAAAAAAAGUGUUUUCACAAAAACACAACUGUUUCUCUAAUUGUGUUGAUAAAGUUCAAUUUUGCCUUACAGCCACUUAAAGCAUCUCAUUUCUUUCUGUAUUCUAAAGUAGCUGUAAGCUUCUGUCUGCUUCAACGGGAACUUAAUUAGGAAAAUAUGAGCAAUAUUUGAGCCUAUUUACCACAGGUACUGUAAUGCAACACGCUGAGCACGGCCAGCCACGCAAGGAUAAAGAAAAUAUUCUAAAAAGCAUCACCAAUGGAUUUCGUAGAAUUACGCAUUUACUGUAUUUUUGGGGCUGUUAUAUUUCUUACGAACUAUUUUUUUAUAUCUGGAAGUCUGGAGUUUUAUAUCGCUAUCGUCUCAAUCAGCAUUUUAAACUCUGAGCAUGGUCAGACUUUUGUUUCUCACAAACUAACCCAUGGGAAAUGUUGAAGUUAAAACUGAAUUAUAUUACUUUUGAAAGAUGCAUCAUGUUGUCAUUGUCAACCAGUGUUGUAUCAAACACUGAUGAAAUACUGUCAAGACAAU